AUGUUAUCUUCUGACGGCAAAUGGAAGCUUGCCCCAAGGCUUCAUUCCGUCAAGUUUGUUUUCGAUGCGCCUAUUCCAGCAGACGCCCCGGCUCCUGACGAGUUCGUCUUCGAUAGCCCAUUUUCCAGUGGCACUCCGGGAAUCCCCAAAAAGUUCACUUUCAAGUCGCCCGGUUCAAUGAACGAUGGUCACAAUGAAGCCAGCGACAUUGACGGUCUUUCCGCAUCCAGCCAACGCAGUGUCACUGAAGUCACCGAGGAUGAGAUUACAAUACACUCGAAUACGCCAUCCCAGAAGGUUACCUGUGAAAAGACACAGAAUCCCAUCGGAUCGUUCAAGAGCCCGGUGCUUCAUGUUCGAGGUCCAUGCUUUGACUUGAGCAACGUGGAAAGACCUAUCGAGUCGGUCGUUUGUGCUGCCUGGGCUCUGGUGCUUUCGUCGCAAAACGCUACGCAAGCCGUUUGUUUUGGACUGAACUCAUCGAUUGCAGAGCACGGUUCCAAGUCGAUCUCAUCUGUGGACAUGAGCGUUGCCACCAAUCAUACCAGCAACAUUGCGGACUUUCUCGAGUAUGUUGAGCAAUCUAUGAACAGAAACUCCGCGGACAGUGGUAAAGGAUUCACCACAAAAUCUCAUCUGAGAACAAAUGUAUACCUUGUAGAGAGCCAGUACAUCGUACCGCCAUUCAAUUCAACGAAGUAUGACUUCGUUCUCGAAUGUCAUAUGAAUGGAACCGAGAUCGCCUUGGCAGCCACUUUCAAUCACGAAGUCGUUUCUAAAACCUCAGUGAGAUUUCUACUGAACGACUUGGAGAAUGUGCUCUGGCAGUUGUCGUCCUCGGUAGGGGAAGUGCAGAAGUUGGAAGACAUCCAGAUACUAGGCCCGGCCAGCCAACGCCACCUCGUUCAGCUUAACCGACCAUUGGAGAGAAGAGAGAACGUAUUUAUCGAUGAUCUCGUGGCCAAUCAAGCCAAACUAGAUCCAUCCGCUGAGGCUAUUUGCGCCUGGGAUGCCGGCCUCUCUUAUGGCCAGCUUCUGCAAUACGCUGAUAGGCUCGGCAACUCCCUGACCAACUUGGGCGUGACGCGUGGAACCUUCGUUCCGAUCAUCUUCGAGAAGUGCGCCUACAGCAUCAUCGCCAUUCUUGGAGUCCUCAGGGCGGGCGGUGCCGUUGUGGCUUUGGACCCCUCACUACCCGCCGCCCGCCUGGAAAUGAUAAUUGAAGACGUCAAAGCUUCAGUGGUGAUCUCUUCAGCGAAAAGCCCAUCUUCUGUGUCGAGGGAUGUUGAUGACGCUCUCUACGUUGUGUUUACUAGCGGAUCGACUGGCAAGCCGAAGGGCGUGGUGGUCACACACGCUGCCUUCGCUUCGAGUGCCAAGGGAUUCUCCAAGGCAAUACAUCUCGAUUCCCCAAGUUCCCGAGUGCUACAAUACUCCUCGUUCUCCUUCGACAUAUCCAUGUUAGAGAUCUUCACUUCUCUCAUGGCUGGGGCCUGUCUCUGCAUUCCUAGCGAGGAACAGCGAAUGAACGAUUUGACGACUUGCAUUUCCAGUAUGAACGUCAACUGGGCUAUGCUGACACCGUCGGUGGCCAGCCUCAUCAGUCCUGGAGGUGUUCCCAGCCUCGACGUUCUCUGCUUAGUUGGCGAAGCACUGCCACAAGCCGUUGCUGAUACUUGGGCUGACCACGUCAAGACCAUCAACGCAUAUGGUCCUGCGGAAUGCUCUGCCCUCACCAUUGUCAGUGAGCCGAGAGUUCGAGGUGUGAAGAGCAUUUCUAUUGGGCGACCCGCGAAUUGCGCUGUCUGGAUUGUGAAUGAGAACGGACAUCUGGCUCCUUUCAAUGCUGUCGGUGAGAUAGUCAUCGAGGGACCUCCCGUUGCACGCGGCUACCUCGGCGAUGAUGUCAAGACCAAGGAAGUCUUUCUCGAUGAUCCUGAAUUCCUCCGAGGAGUUGUUCGACAUCCUGGGCGCUGCUACCGAACAGGCGAUCUUGGCCGUAUGAAUCCUGAUGGGUCAAUCGAUUUUCUCGGUCGGAAGGACUCUCAAGUCAAGAUAAACGGCCAACGCGUUGAGCUCGGAGAGAUCGAGCACCAACUCAAGGAGCUCUUUUGUGGUGCGCAGUCGUCAUUUGCGAUGCCGAAUGCGCCGGCUUGGGACGUUGCCGUUGAGCUGCUUCAACCGAGUGGAACACAAACCACAGUACUAUUAUCAGCAUUCGUUGCUUGCUCGAAAUCAAUGAUCCAGAACCACGAAUCUUCAAGCCUCCUUAUUCAUGAGGCAGAGCCUGCGUGGAUGGAAGUCAAAUCUUUGAGCGCGCAAGCGUUGAUUGAGCUCGCGGAGAGGCUUCCGACAUAUAUGGUGCCCAAAACGGUAGUGCCAUGCCACAAGUUGCCUCUGUCUCCUUCUGGGAAAGUUGAUCGCAAGACACUUCGCAAUUUGGGCAACACCAUGACCCUGCAGCAACUGAUGUGUUCACCGAGUCAGGGCAACCCUCCGACCCCGCGAGUUGCCAUAAUCGAGCCAGACCCUUUGGAAAUCAAUGUGAUUGAAGACGAAGAAGAUUCUUCCGAGGGUCAGAUAACUCUGCUAUCAGAGGACAUUCCCGCAUCUGAGUCUUCGAUGCCCUUGUCGUCAACGUCAGACACAGCGUUGAACCCUGCGGAGGUGGUGCUGCGGAAGGCCUGGGGCAAGGUCUUGAGUCUUCCCGAAGAUUCAAUCACUGCCGAAGACGACUUCUUCAGACUCGGUGGCGACUCAAUCGGUGCCAUAAAAGUUGUUGCAGCGUGCCGUCAGCUUGCAAUUCAAAUCAACGUUGCCAGUAUUUUCAAGAACUCGGUCCUAAGGCAAAUGGCCUUGGUUUGCAAAAGGACUGCGACAGACAAGACCAACGCAGCAUCAAACCAGUACAACCCCUACCAGCUUGUCGAUCAGUUUAACCUAGCUGAGCUGCGCAAAGAAGUCUCCUUUCAGUGCGAGGUUCAGCCUGAUGAUGUUGAAGACAUGUACCCCUGCACUCACAUGCAGGAAGGUUUGAUGGCAGUCAAUCUCACACGACCUGGGAGCUACACGGGCCGUUGGAUUCAUCCUUUGCCCCAAGCCAUCGAUUUGGCACGGUUCAAGAAGUCGUGGGAGGAUAUACAUGCGACUUCACCUAUUCUGCGAACCCGAUUCGCCACCACGGCAUCUGCAGGAUCUCUCCAGGCCAUCAUAAAGGGGCAUGUGCAGUGGCUUACUUCCGACGACCUUGAGAAAUAUUUGGCAAACGACGACGCAAACCCAAUGUUUCCUGGAGAUUCACUCAACCGGUUCGCUCUAGUCACUGAUGUCAACGGCGAUGUCACGUUUGUGUGGACUAUUCAUCACAUGCUUUACGAUGGCUGGUCUCUAGCCAUGCUUUGCAACAGACUGAACGAGACGUAUCACGGUCGAGCGGUCAAGCCGGCCACUGACUAUCGCAAGUUCAUUUCCUACACUCAAAAGCUUGAGUCCAGGCAUAGCUCCGACUACUGGCAAAGGGAACUUAGCGAAUGCCCACAAUCAACCUUCCCCGCCGCCCCAAGGCCAGGUCAUCAGUCGUUCGCUCGCGCCGUCGUAAGAGAUUCUCUGAUUAUUGACGUGGACACAGCCUCCGGCGUGACUAUGUCAACAGUGGUUCGGGCUGCGUGGGCUCUCAUGAUCAGUCACUUCUCCGAGUCGGAUGAUGUCUUGUUCGGAGCAACUGUGUCGGGUCGAAACGCACCGUUGGAAGACAUUGAUAACAUCGAGGGCCCCACGAUUGCGACUGUGCCAGUGAGAGUCUCAAUCAGUAAGAGCUCCACUGUGCUGAAAUUCCUUCGCCAAGUUCAAGACCAAGCCACAGCUAUGAUUCCCUUUGAACAAGCCGGCAUUCAGCAGAUCAAGUCUCUUAACGAGGACACAAAGCGCGGGUGCGGGUUUCAGAACUUGCUCGUUGUUCAAGCUGGCGGUGGGUGGGAUGAGAAUGGCCCCGGACCCCUUGGCAAGCCUAUUUAUCGGGAAGAAUUCACUACAUUUCCGGUUACCUGCGAGGUCUGGCUUCAACCAGGCAAGGUCGAGUUUGCGACUCACGUCGACGAAGAUGCGACCACUCGCGUAUUCGUAGCCGAAGCUAUCGAAACCGUCAAGAUCAUCAUGACUCAGCUGUCCUGGGCGACGUCUUCUACUAAGGCAGACUGCGAGCUCUCGAGACUUGCUUACGAUAUGCUACCGGCAGAAAUUGACGGAAGGACGAGUAGAGAUGACGUUUUGCCGGUGAAGAUUUCUGCCACGAUCAACGACCUUAUCUCAGAGCAAAGCACGGUUCACCCAGGAAAGGAAGCAGUGACAUCGACACUAGACACUCUGUCCUACGAUUCUCUCGAGACAAUGUCCUCUGCGCUUGCUGUACACCUAAAAAGUGUUGGCGUUGCAACUACAGACUUUGUCCCACUCUGCUUCGAGAAGUCCGUCUGGACGGUUGUCGCCAUGCUUGCGGUGAUGAAGGCUGGUGCUGCAUUUGUGCCCCUGGAUCCUGACCAACCGAUAUCACGUCUCAGAGCAAUUACGAGCGAAAUCAAGGCGAAAGUCGCGAUCGUGUCUGCCUUCUACUCUAAAGCCACCGACCUUGGCAUUGCGACUACGGAUCCGCCCGAUUAA
Messenger RNA from Colletotrichum chrysophilum, 4656 nucleotides. RefSeq names its product NRPS. Gene Ontology annotation, biological process: amino acid activation for nonribosomal peptide biosynthetic process; secondary metabolite biosynthetic process. Bases 1 to 4656 code for a protein of 1551 amino acids. The record is from RefSeq and is a predicted model, not a curated record. Gene Ontology annotation, molecular function: catalytic activity; phosphopantetheine binding. The transcript is spliced from 4 exons. NCBI's taxonomy places the organism in Eukaryota, Fungi, Ascomycota, Sordariomycetes, Glomerellales, Glomerellaceae. Gene Ontology annotation, cellular component: cytoplasm.